AUGCUGUCCCUGAGCUGUGCGGACCCCUGGCCGGAGGGCUCGGUGGGGCUGGAGGAGGAGGUGGUGACGGCGGCGGCGCAGGCGGAGCAGCGGGACGCGCAGGGCGGCUCGCUGUGCCUGGACGACAGCCUGACCAGCCUGCAGUGGCUGCAGGACUUCUCCAUCCUGGGCGCCCAGGCGCCGCAGCAUCACCUGUUCGGGCCGCAGCGGCGGCCGCCGGGCUCCGAGGCGCCCGCCUCGCCCCUGGCCGGGGACCCCGCCUCCGCCGGGCCCCCGCUGACCCCGGGGAAGCCCACGGCGGCGGCCUUCAGCCGCCCGCGGCCGCUGCCGCUCAUCGUGGCGCACGGACACUGUCCGGACGAGGUGGACUAUAGGACCAACGCGCACAUCAAGCCUCCGUAUUCCUACGCCACGCUGAUCUGCAUGGCGAUGACCGCCAGCAAGAAGAGCAAGAUCACCCUGGCCUCCAUCUACCAGUGGAUCACCGACAACUUCUGCUACUACAGACACGCCGACCCCACCUGGCAGAACUCCAUCCGACACAACCUGUCGCUCAACAAGUGCUUCAUCAAGGUCCCGCGGCAGAAGGACGAGCCGGGGAAGGGCGGCUUCUGGAGGAUCGACCCGCAGUACGCCGAGCGCCUGCUGAGCGGCGCCUACAAGAAGCGGCGGCUGCCGCCGGUGCAGAUCAACCCGGCGCUGCAGAGCCGGCUCCGGGCCGCCCGGCCGCCGCCGCCCGGCGCCGCCCCCGGCUGGGACGGGGCGCCCGCCGUCAGCCGGGAGUCCCAGCGGCUCCUCCGGGAGUUCGAGGAGCUGACGGGGGCCGACCAGACCUGGGACCCCCGCCCGGCCGAGGGGACCAUGCUGGGCUCGUGGCCCGUGGUCCGGGGACGGAGCGGCGGCAGGAGGAAGCGGUCGGCCGGGUCCAGGACCGGCGGCGGCGCCAAAGCCCCGCGCCGCCCCGGCUUGCCGCUGCUGUGCGCCGACGAGCAGAAGGAGGCGGGGCCGCUGAAGGGGGACUUCGACUGGGACGCCCUGCUGGACUCGGCCCUCAGCGGGGAGCUCAGCCUGCAGGGGGGGGACCCCGAGGAGGAGGACCUGAUGGUGCAGGGCACCCACAUCCCCCCGCCGGGCCCCGAGGCGGCGGCGGACCUGGACGAGGAGACCUACCUGGCCACCGCCUUCCUGGAGACGCCCUGGGAGGAGGAGGGGGGGGAGGGGGAGGGGGAGGAGGGGCGGAGCGGCCGCGGCGACUUCCUGUGCAGCUCCGCCGUCAUCCUGGACCAGCUGUUCGGCCUGGGGGAGCCGCUGGGCGGAGCCGGCCUGCUCUGA
Messenger RNA from Salarias fasciatus (jewelled blenny), 1332 nucleotides. RefSeq names its product forkhead box J1a (gene foxj1a). Lineage: Eukaryota; Metazoa; Chordata; Actinopteri; Blenniiformes; Blenniidae. The coding region runs from base 1 to 1332 and encodes 443 amino acids. Gene Ontology annotation, cellular component: nucleus. Gene Ontology annotation, molecular function: RNA polymerase II cis-regulatory region sequence-specific DNA binding; DNA-binding transcription factor activity, RNA polymerase II-specific. Gene Ontology annotation, biological process: regulation of transcription by RNA polymerase II. The record is from RefSeq and is a predicted model, not a curated record. The transcript has 2 exons.